AAACACAUAAAUAGAAAAGAGUCACAAGGUAAGAAGGAGGGGAGAGGGAGGUGAGAAAGAGGAAGCGAGCAACAGAAGCAGAGAGCAUGUGGCGCACAGACAGAGGAGCGGAGAGAAUGAGAGCGCUCUCUCACUCUAUCUUCACAGACAGCGGCUAAUGAACUAAGAGAGCAAGAGACGGCACGUAUAAAACUAGAGAUCCGCUACCUGAGGAAACUUUCUGACACCUACGAGCCUGUCAGAGACAAAAAAGAGCCCAGCUAGAAGAUGCACUUCUCUCACGGAGCACAACGUAAAUGCUGAGACGAUGGGAGACUGACAGGACACUUGUGUGACCUCUGCGCUGACACCUCGUGGGACGGAAAGGCGGAAAUUGGAAUGGAAAAUUCUGUGUGGAAAUUCCCGAUGAUUUCCUGUGACGGUUUCUGUGUCCGUUUUGAGUUUCAAGCGUCAGAUUGCAUGAACGAAGUGCUAACUCUUUCAGCAUGGCUGCUGUUGACUUGAAGAGUAAACUUCAUCCCACGCGCUUCCGAAAUGUGAUUACAACACUCUCAGACGCCAGACAAGUCAACAUACUCUACAAAGCCCCAAAAUCCUGUCUGACUGUGACAGUUUCAAGAUGUUGAAUCCGGGUUGGCAGCUGAACUUCAGGGCACCAUGGUCAAUGUGACGCCCAGUAUAGACCCAGCGGUGGCCCACGAGAGGUACAACUACCUCGCGUUGAUAUGCGGUGUGCCUCUCAUCCUCAUCAUUAUCUUGGGGAACGUCCUAGUGUGCCUCAGUGUGUUGACCGAACGCUCUCUUAAAACCGCAACUAACUACUUCAUUGUCAGUUUGGCUGUGGCUGACCUUCUUUUGGCCGUGCUGGUACUCCCGCUCUAUGUCUACUCUGAAUUCCUGGGAGGCAUGUGGACCCUGAGCAUGUACAUCUGUGAUGCCCUAAUGACUAUGGACGUGAUGCUCUGCACUGCCUCCAUUUUGAAUUUAUGUGCAAUUAGUGUGGAUAGGUAUAUUGCAGUGGUGGUCCCUCUGAAAUACAACAGGAACCAGUUUAGCGUUCGUCAGCUAGCAUUGAUCACAGCCACCUGGGUGCUUUCGUUGGGCGUAGCCAGUCCUGUCAUAUUCGGCUUGAACCAGGUGCCCAACAGGGACCCUCACGUGUGUAAGCUGGAGGACAACCAGUUUGUGGUCUACUCCUCCAUCUGCUCCUUCUUCGUCCCCUGUCCUGUCAUGCUCCUCCUGUACUACUGGAUGUUCAGGGGACUAAAGCGAUGGAGCUCUGGCCGUAGCCGGUCCCACCUCCACCGCCCACCCAGAGGCCGUAGAAGCCUGUCUUUGCGCCUAGGAGCAGCUCUACAGAAAGAGAAGGGACGGGCGAGGGAGAAGGUGGUGUACCUCAUGCCUGCCGGUCUCAGUCCGACGUCUCUCACCACGACCCCGACUACGCCAAUCUCCCCAGCCAGCCCAGUUACUCUUACCACGGACGAGCAGGCAGAAGGUCAGACUCCAGCAGCAGAGAGUGACCCCAUGACCACCCAGAUGGACAGUGUUUCGGACGCAGAGAACCCUGAGCAGGCCACUGAGGAUGAGAGCGGACGGGAGAAUGGCGUGGGGAAGAGCCAUCGGCCUCAUACGGGACGCCGCCACAGCAAGAGCAACAGGGUGAGCGGACGGGAGCGGAAGGCAAUGAAGGUGCUGCCUGUGGUUGUGGGUGUGUUUCUGGCCUGCUGGACUCCUUUCUUCGUGGUCCAUGUGACGAAGGCGCUGUGCGAGUCAUGUGACAUCGGGCCGACGCUGAUCAGUGUGGUCACAUGGCUUGGCUACGUGAACAGCGCCGUCAACCCCAUCAUCUACACCGCCUUCAAUGUGGAGUUCAGGAACGUCUUUCACAAACUGCUCUGCUGUCGCUCCUGAGGCCAAACGCUCUUUAGCGCAAGCCUAAAUUCGCGAUGAAUCGUUCAAGGAUUCGAGCAACGACGAUUUCCAAAACACCUGGAUGCUCUGAGUGCACAGUGCCCUCCAAGCAAAGGAAUGCUUUAAGGAAACCGAUCGUUACAAAACCGUGGAUUACUGAACGCGCAGUGGAAUGUGCCAUUGAAGAAAACUUCUGAUGCCUUAGUUAACCAAACAUUUUCUUGUAAAGCUCUUGCUCGAACACUACAGUAGAUAACAGAAUACUGUGGAUUUCAUAGCCCAGAGGCAUAAAAUAUGUGAAAACGUCCACACUGAAGAUAACAGUCGUCCGUGUUUGAUAUGUGAUUGGUAUCAGUGUUGAUUCACUUAUUUUUAAAUGAAUUUUCUUACCACCCCACCCCCUCCUUUUUUAAGUGUCGGUAUGGAUAGAUAAGGUUAUAGAGCUAGUCAGAUGUGAUCAUGAACUCUGUUCGGAAUAGCAUUCCAGCAUACUAAGCGGUAUAUUGUCAGUAUGCCUAAUGUUUCAAAAAAACGUAUGCGGUAUGGAAUGAUAAACAUAAAUACAGCUGCUGUUUGCUUUUAUUUCAAGCGUGUGCUCGUGCAUUCUUCGCACACGCAUAUUAAAUACUACAGUAAAACACACCGCUAGGCUAAUUCAACAAAUACGUUGUCUGCUGCGCGUAUGCUAGUAUGCUCAUGCUAUUCCGAACACGGCCGUAGGCUCUAAAUUGUUUGUUACUAAACUUUCGAAAUGAUCUAUGCCCUGCAAAACCAUGCAAACAUAGCCAGGGAAAGAUUUUUAAACCUACGUCACCUUUAAUUAGAACGAACGACGAAAAGGAGGUUAUUCUGUGGCUUCAUACAAAGAGGAAUAUGUGCCAACUGUUGGGGGAUGUACAUACAGUUGCCAAAAUCAUCGGAUGCCUUUCUCUGCCCUAGUGCACUCAGUCUGCCUAUUUAGUUUUGUUGCAAGUGUGUUCACAAAGUGUGUACUGUAGAUGUGCUCAGCAGUGACUGGUAAUAAAUUGCAUAAUGGCACGGGGAUUGUGGGUAUUAUCUGGGGUGGAUUAUAGUAAUUGUGCUUCUAAGAAUCAGUGUUGUAAAGAGACUUGUGGAAUGAGUAUUGCUGUUCUUGUACAGGAUCAUCAGUGCAUCUGUCACUUUAUGGAGAUGUAUGUGCUUUACUGCUUAAAUUUUACAAAUAUAUAAGCAGCGGGCUUCAUAAGUCUGAGACCACACUAACAAUCUGGGAUGGAGUUUAUGAUUUGUGAAAUUAAUUUACUGUGGUGAAAAAAAGUGAAAAAUGUCAAAUAUAAGACUUUUCACAUGUGGUCUCAUCCUUUUGGACCUCAUGCGAAUAUAUGCAUUAGAGUUUAAAAGUUUGGGGUUGGCACUCAUUAUCAAGAACAAAUUCAUUUGAAUAAAUGUAGUAAAGUCUCAAAGAAAAUAUUGAGCAACACAACUGUUUAAACCAUUUUUAAUAAUGCUGCAUUAGCAUAUAACAUUUUUUUCUGAGGGAUCAAAUGACACUUAAGUAAUUGCUGCUGAGAAAUCAACUUUGCCGUAAAUGACAUGCUAUAUAUAUUGUAACAGAAAGCAGUUCUAUUAAAUUACUUUUACUCUUUUUACUUCAUUUUGAUCAAAUAAAUGCGGCCUUUGUGAGAAUUUCAAAACAAAUCGACCCCGAAAUUUUGAACGGUACUAUAUAUAAACAAUCAUUCUUCAUAAUAACGUUCUUCAUAAUAAAUGUACAUUUCGUAAGGCAGGAAUUUAAAGUGCAACCACAGACCAAGCGAGAAAAUAAAUUUCUUUGUUUUAA
This is a messenger RNA of Puntigrus tetrazona (Sumatra barb), 3733 nucleotides long. RefSeq names its product dopamine receptor D4 related sequence (gene drd4-rs). Gene Ontology annotation, cellular component: plasma membrane. Gene Ontology annotation, molecular function: dopamine neurotransmitter receptor activity, coupled via Gi/Go; G protein-coupled receptor activity. The transcript is spliced from 6 exons. Gene Ontology annotation, biological process: adenylate cyclase-inhibiting dopamine receptor signaling pathway; adenylate cyclase-activating adrenergic receptor signaling pathway. The record is from RefSeq and is a predicted model, not a curated record. NCBI's taxonomy places the organism in Eukaryota, Metazoa, Chordata, Actinopteri, Cypriniformes, Cyprinidae. The coding region runs from base 658 to 1914 and encodes 418 amino acids.